CUAUUUCGGCAAUCUUCGUACCAUCUGAUAAGGGAGGCGGUAGUUUCCGGUUCACUAUUUACAUCUGAAAUUUUUCGUCUAAUGGUGUGUUAUUAAAAUGAUUGAUUAAUUUUUUGCGUCCUGAGGCAAUAUAAUUUUGUUUCGAGAAGUUCCAGGUUUUGUGUUGAAGUCAAUUUAACCAGCAUCAAUGCUCAGCUUGCAAGACGGUACCGAGGAUUCUACUCUGACAGCCGAUUCUACGAAGAAUCGUUCUGACACUGUGGAUCUCUCUGAUCAAUCAUUGGUAGUUGAUAUUUCAGAUGCCCUGAGUGAAAGAGACAAAGUAAAAUUCACCGUCCAUACAAAGACUACACUCCCUAACUUUGCAAAACCAGAAUUUUCUGUUGUUAGACAACAUGAAGAAUUUGUUUGGUUGCAUGAUUCCUUUGAAGAAAAUGAAAAAUAUGCUGGAUUCACAAUCCCCCCUGCUCCUCCCUGUCCUGACUUUGAUGCAUCAAGAGAAAAACUUCAAAAGUUGAGUGAAGGUGAAGGAACUAUGACCAAAGAAGAAUUCAUGAAAAUGAAGCAAGAACUUGAAAUGGAGUACUUAGCUACCUUUAAAAAGACAGUUGCCAUGCACGAAGUGUUUCUGCAGCGUCUUGCCACCCAUCCUGUCUUCAAAAAUGAUAAUAACCUCAAAGUGUUUUUGGAAUAUGAACAAGAGCUGAAUGUAAGAGGAAAGAACAAAAAGGAAAUGUUAGCUGACCUAUUUAGCAACCUUGGAAAGACAGCCGAUGACUUGUUGCUUUCUAGUACUCAGAAGGAUGUUGAUGAAUUCUUUGAGCAUGAAAGAACAUUCUUAAUUGACUAUCAUAGUCAUAUCAAGAAUGCUACUGCAAAAGCAGAUAGAAUGACACAAAGUCAUAAAAAUGUUGCUGAUACUUACAUAAAAAUUUCUUCUUCUCUGGUUCAACUUGCAACCAUCGAUGGAUCUGAUUUAGAGAAGUUCUUUAGUAAAGUAUCCGAUACAUUUGAAAAAGCUAGGAAAAUUGAAGGGAGAGUGGCUUCAGAUGAAGACCUUAAACUGUCGGACACAUUACGUUACUAUAUGAGAGAUACAGCUGCUGCCAAAAAUCUUUUAUAUCGAAGGCUGCGGUGUUUAGCAAACUACGAAACUGCCAAUAGGAAUUUAGAAAAGGCUAGAGCUAAAAACAAAGAUGUCCAUGUGGCUGAGACAGCUCAACAGGAAGCCUGUGAUCGUUUUGAAGCUAUUUCUAAACAAGCAAAACAAGAAUUGCAAGACUUUCGGGUGCGUCGUGUUGCUGCCUUUAGGAAAAACUUAGUGGAACUGGCAGAAUUAGAAAUAAAACAUGCAAAAGCUCAAGUGCAACUUCUAUCUAAUUGUCUUCUGUCGCUCAAAGAAGAGAACAGCCUCUAAUUUCUUUUCCUUUUGAAAAGGGAUUGUUUCAUGCCCUUUCAGGGAAGAGAGCUAACCGUGAUUGAGAAACUGAUUUUCUGAAUAAAUUUUUAUAUAUAUAAUAUAUGAAUUAUUCUAUAUUUGUUAUUUAAUUUUAAUAAAAACUUUGCAGAUAUGAGUGGGCAUGCAUGAACAUGUGGCAACUUCAUUUUGAAUAUAUGUAUUAAAACAUUCCAUAAAGUUGAAUAGUCAGUUUUUUUUUCCUUUUUGAUUGAUUUUAUUUUCCAAGAGCACAAAUGGUUUGUUUUUUUCCCCUCUUGUCCUCAUAAAUGUCCCAGAAGUGCUUCCAUACUGAAUUGGAACUCUGAUUUCUCCAGUGUUUCAUUGUAUGCUAAAAAUUCAAGUUGUACAAAAAGUUUUAGUGCAGGUGCUGUGCUUUUACCUAAUGACAUAAAUGAAAAAAAAAAAAAAAAAAAAAAGCUACUUUAAGAAUACAAUUUGUCAUAUGCAGAUAAGAUUGACUAGGUUUAUGAAUUUCUAUUUUAUACUCAAAUUUAUCAUCCAUCCACCAUUUAGCCACUGCCCUUUUGCAAUUGUGUUGUUUGUUUGUUUUUUUCGUCCCAUAUAGUUUCAGUAUUAUAUGUACUGUUAUUUGGCCUAUGUAUUUUCAUGUAUUCGAUAUCAAAUCAAAAAGAAACUUUUGGUAUGAUCGUUCACAGAUGACUUUGCUUAAACUUGAUAUCUUACACUGAUUCAGAAAUUCAAAUUUAGAUUUUUUAAAUAUGUGAAUGAUCUUGUUGGAUAAAUAUUUUAGAACAAUUAACUCUGUUCUUCUGUUUCCUUGUGCCAAUAAAAUUACAAAAUGGGAAAAUACUUGUUAUGCAAAACUCUUGUUUGUUUUUAUGUCAAGUGGUGCUAAUUUUUCUCUGUUUCUUUAGCAUCCCUGUGUACAUCUUUAUCCUAAAAUAAAUCCAAAAUUGUUGAUUACAUAUUUCUCCAUUAAAUAUUUUUAAAAAUCUG
This is a messenger RNA of Argiope bruennichi, 2416 nucleotides long. RefSeq names its product sorting nexin-6-like (gene Snx6). NCBI's taxonomy places the organism in Eukaryota, Metazoa, Arthropoda, Arachnida, Araneae, Araneidae. The record is from RefSeq and is a predicted model, not a curated record. Gene Ontology annotation, biological process: phagosome-lysosome fusion involved in apoptotic cell clearance. Gene Ontology annotation, molecular function: phosphatidylinositol binding. The transcript is spliced from 14 exons. The coding region runs from base 188 to 1417 and encodes 409 amino acids.